This is a messenger RNA of Effrenium voratum, 840 nucleotides long. Lineage: Eukaryota; Dinophyceae; Suessiales; Symbiodiniaceae. The record is from the annotation of a GenBank genome assembly.
AUGGGAAGCCCCUUGGCGACGGACUUCAAGACCCCGAAAGGUUGGAGCCCGGCCAACUCAAUGGACUUCGGCGUGGCAUCCGGCUCCGUACCGUCUGGCUACAGGACGGCGCAGAGCUCCCCAAAGCUGGGUGUUCAGCAGAGCCCCGCGGACCAGUCGUUGCUGGCGAAGGGAGCAGCAGAUGGAGAUGAGUGGCGCGGCUGGACAAUCCAAACGUCGCCACAGGGCAAGCUGUUCUACCACCACAUUGCCUCCAAUACCUCCCAGUGGCAGAUGCCUCGGGAGUUGGCGCCAGUUCUUGGAGAGUGGACACAGGUAGAGGAGGAGGGCAAGCGGUACUGGCGAAACGAGAAGCUGGGAGUCUCCUCGUGGAAGGACCCACGGAGGACCACCAACCUCUUUCAGGCCGCGCUCGAUGGGAAUCUCUUCUUUCUUCAACUCUACACAGAAGUUGGGGGGUUCCUCGAUGCAGUGGAUAGCAAGGGUCGCACAGCCCUUCACUACAACUGCGCCGGCGGCUCCUCACAGGCCGUGCACUACUUGCUACAGCACGGCGCCAGCGUUGACUUGGCGGACCGUUCAGGCUCUACUCCUCUACACUGGGCAGCACGGUACGGGCACGCUCCUAUCGUGAGGUUGCUUCUGGAGUCCAAAGCACACCCAGACUACCAGAACAACAUGGGCGAUACAGCGAUGCACGAGGCUGGCAGCCGAGAGCACGCAACUUUCAAGCGCCAGCAAGCCUCUCCAGCCUCUAUAUCGCGGCGGCGCUGGGACUUGCAGAGCCUCUUCAGUGGCUGGUGCUCCCCGCCGAACGCCGGCGGCGAUCGAACGUCUUAA